Molecule: messenger RNA, 1101 nt
Organism: Selaginella moellendorffii
Lineage: Eukaryota; Viridiplantae; Streptophyta; Lycopodiopsida; Selaginellales; Selaginellaceae
Exons: 3
Coding region: 14-979 (321 amino acids)
Source: RefSeq, a predicted model, not a curated record
GCUAAGCUGGCUUAUGGCGACGAGGGAGAUGUGGGAGGCUCUCCAGCGCAAACGCAUUCCAAAGGUCACACCGGUGCGCCAACUUUUAGAAAGAGUGUUUCCAUCGCUACCUAGCUCGGACAAGGAGAGGGUGGCGGAUUUGCUGGUGAGCAAGGGCAUUUGCAAAGCAGCGGACUUUAGAGAUCAAAGGGUCUACACUGGGCGUCUUGUUGAUUGGGGUGUGCCACAAUGGAUUGCCAAGGGCCUUGUGGGCAAGGGUGUAGUCGAUCCAAGUAUGCCAAAGGAGGUGCGCGAGGCAGCGCUGGAUUGUGCAGCCUUGGACUUGAACAUCGAGGAUGCAAAAUUUGAGGAGGACGGACUGUUUUCCACCUCUCGGGGUGUUAGCACUGAGCUGCAGCUAAAGCUGCAGGCUGCGAUGGCGAGCUGGGAUUCUUGGUGGCACUUGGCGUUGGGAGGCUUUGAGGAUCCAGAAGAGGAAGCGCUCGUCACCGAUCUGUUCAAGCAGGAGGAAGUGGCAGUCAUGUAUGGGUUCCGCGCCCUGCUCGACACAAUCAUCCGGGAAGCACCCGUCGUGUACCAUAUGAUCUCCAGCAACUGCUUCACUGGGAGCUUCUACUUCGUGCAAGGUUCUUCUCUCGUCGACGUUAGUGACGACACCCUGGAUUGGUCCAAGGUGGUGUGGAUGCUGCAAGUUUCGAGCGAGGAGAUUCACUAUGGCUGGGCAGUGGGAAGGAUGAUUCUUGGUGUGAGGGAGAUGUUCUCGUCCCAGCCCCGCAGGCAACUGGCCUUUGGUGUCGUGGCUGGUCACAACUUCGUGCAUGUCUACGCGUUUCAUAAACCGAGAGAGGAUGAGAAGCUACUACCUUCGUAUGUGGAUAAGUGGAUGUUCACGUACGAAGCAUGCCAUAGUGGAUUUGUGCUGCUCGUCCAUCUCCUGUGUAUUGCUCCUGCUGUGCACGGCUUUGUCGAUGUCCAAUGAGUUUUUAAUCAGGCAACAUGUUUCGCCUUGGUCUAGCCAUCCUGACUCUCGAAUUUUUUUUUUCAAGAUAAAUAAUGCUUGAAAAAAUGUACCUUCUUCAAAUUCUAAAAGAUAUUUAUAUA